This is a messenger RNA of Ziziphus jujuba (common jujube), 524 nucleotides long. RefSeq names its product DNA-directed RNA polymerase V subunit 7. Lineage: Eukaryota; Viridiplantae; Streptophyta; Magnoliopsida; Rosales; Rhamnaceae. The transcript is spliced from 3 exons. The record is from RefSeq and is a predicted model, not a curated record. Gene Ontology annotation, molecular function: single-stranded DNA binding; single-stranded RNA binding. The coding region runs from base 9 to 524 and encodes 171 amino acids. Gene Ontology annotation, biological process: DNA-templated transcription; DNA-templated transcription initiation.
GAAGGGAAAUGUUUCUAAAAGUACAGCUGCCCUGGAAUGUUGUGAUCCCUGCUGAAAAUCUCGAUGCUAAAGGAUUAAUGCUUCAAAAGGCAAUUGUUAUCCGCUUGAUGGAUGAGUUUGCCACUAAGAAGGCAACUAAAGAUCUUGGAUAUUUCCUUGCAGUCACGACUCUAGAUAAGGUAGGAGAGGGGAAAGUGAGGCAGAAUACAGGGGAUGUGAUGUUUCCAGUUGUUUUCAGUGGCAUCACCUUCAAGCUUUACAGGGGAGAGAUCCUGGAAGGGGUUGUUCACAAGGUGUUCAAGCAUGGAGUUCUCUUGCGAUGUGGUCCUGUUGAGAAUAUCUGCCGGAUUAUCAACAUAUGCUUGAGGAGAAUUAAUGCUUUCUUCUUGAACGACAUGCCGUCCAAGAUUGAAAAGGAUGUGGUGGUUCGUUUUAUUGUCAUUGGGACUAAGUGGCUUGAAGCAGAUAGGGAGUUUCAGGCAUUGGUCAGUUUGGAUGGUGAUUAUCUUGGACUAAUUGCUUAG